GGAGGCGGAGGCGACGACGGGGUGCUGAGCGGAACGUGCCGGCUCUGCGCGAUGGGGUCGCGCGUGCGCUCCCCUCUGGGGACCCUCGGCGUGCCCUGGCUGCUGCUGUGUGGCCUGCUGGGCCCGGCUCUCGGGGAGUGGUCAGGCUUUCAACAGACAUUACAUCUCUCUUCUUAUGAAAUUAUAACUCCUUGGAGAUUAACUAGAGACAGAAGAGAAGCCCCAAGGCCCUAUUCAAAACUGGUGUCUUAUGUCAUCCAAGCUCAAGGAAAGCAGCAUAUUAUUCAUUUGGAAAGAAACACAGACCUUUUGCCUAAAGAUUUUGUAGUUUAUACCUACGACAAGAAAGGGACUCUGAUCUCUGACCAUCCCAAUGUACAGAACCAUUGUCAUUAUCGGGGAUAUGUGGAAGGAGUUUCUAACUCAUCUGUUGCUCUUAGUGACUGUUUUGGACUCAGGGGAUUGCUACAUUUAGAAAAUGGCAGUUUUGGGAUUGAACCUCUGCAGAACAGCUCUCACUUUGAGCACAUACUGUAUCCAAUGAAUGAUGUCCACAAAGAGCCUCUGAAAUGUGGAGUUUCUAACAAAGAUACAGAGAAGGAAACCACAGAGGAUGGCGAGGAGGAGCCUCCCAGCAUGACUCAGCUACUACGUAGAAGAAGAGCUGUCCUACCACAAACCCGAUAUGUGGAGCUGUUCAUCGUUGUAGACAAGGAAAGGUAUGACAUGAUGGGAAGAAAUCAGACCGCUGUUAGAGAAGAGAUGAUUCGCUUAGCAAACUAUUUGGAUAGUAUGUAUAUUAUGCUAAAUAUUCGAAUUGUCCUUGUUGGGCUAGAGAUCUGGACAGAUAGAAACAUGAUCAACAUCAUUGGAGGUGCUGGUGAUGUGUUGGGGAAUUUUGUACAGUGGCGGGAAAAGUUCCUUAUAGCACGUCGGAGGCACGACAGUGCACAGUUAGUUUUGAAGAAAGGCUUUGGUGGGACUGCAGGAAUGGCAUUUGUGGGAACAGUGUGUUCAAGGAGCCACGCUGGUGGGAUUAAUGUGUUUGGGCAAAUCACUGUGGAGACAUUCGCAUCCAUUGUUGCUCAUGAGUUGGGUCAUAAUCUUGGAAUGAAUCAUGAUGAUGGGAGAGAGUGUUUCUGUGGAGCAAAGAGCUGCAUCAUGAACUCAGGAGCAUCAGGUUCCAGAAACUUCAGCAGUUGCAGUGCAGAGGACUUUGAGAAAUUAACUUUAAAUAAAGGAGGAACCUGCCUACUGAACAUCCCAAAGCCUGAUGAAGCUUACAGUGCACCCUUCUGUGGGAAUAAGCUGGUGGACCCCGGGGAAGAAUGUGACUGUGGAACCCCAAAGGAAUGUGAGACGGACCCGUGCUGUGAAGGAAGAACUUGUAAGCUUAAGUCAUCUGCUGAAUGUGCAUAUGGCGACUGUUGUAAAGACUGCCAGUUUCUUCCAGAAGGUUCUUUGUGCCGAGGAAAAAAUAAUGAAUGUGAUCUUCCUGAGUACUGCAAUGGCUCUUCUCAGUUCUGUCAGCCGGAUGUUUUUAUUCAGAAUGGAUACCCAUGCCAGAACAACAAGGCCUACUGUUACAAUGGCCUGUGCCAGUACUACGAUGCUCAGUGCCAAGUCAUCUUUGGUUCAAAAGCCAAGGCUGCUCCGAGAGAUUGUUUCAUUGAUGUGAAUUCUAAAGGUGACAGAUUCGGCAACUGUGGUUUCUCUGGCAGUGAAUAUAAGAAGUGUGCUACCGGGAAUGCCUUGUGUGGAAAGCUUCAGUGUGAGAAUGUACAGGAGAUGCCCGUGUUUGGAAUAGUACCUGCUAUUAUUCAGACACCCAGUCGAGGCACCAAAUGCUGGGGUGUAGAUUUCCAGCUGGGGUCCGAUGUUCCAGAUCCAGGGAUGGUGAAUGAAGGUACAAAAUGUGAUGAUGGAAAGAUUUGUAGGAAUUUCCAGUGUGUGAAUGCGUCUGUCCUGAAUUAUGACUGUGAUAUUCAGGAAAAGUGCCACAGCCACGGGGUGUGUAACAGCAAUAAGAACUGUCACUGUGAACAAGGCUGGGCUCCCCCAAACUGUGAGGCCAAAGGAUAUGGAGGAAGUGUGGACAGUGGACCGACAUAUAAUGGAAAGAGUGUGGCGCUGAGGAAUGGACUGCUGGUGGUGUUCUUCCUCAUUCUCCCCCUUGCUGCAUUAGCUGCCUUCCUCUUUAUCAAGAGACACGACCUACGGAAAAGCUUCUUCAGAAAGAAGAGAUCACAAACAUAUGAAUCAGAUGUCAAGAAUCAAGCAAGUGUUUCUAGACCUCCAGUGAAUGCUCCUCGGCAUGUUUCUCCAUUGAGGCCUACUAGAGAAGCUCCUGUGCAUCCCAACAGAGUUCCAGUACCAGCCUAUGCAGCCAGGCAGCCUCCACAGUUUCCAUCAAGGCCGCCUCCACCACAACCAAAGGUAUCAUCUCAGGGAAAUUUAAUUCCUGCUCGUCCAGCUCCUGCACCGCCAUUAUAUAGCUCCGUCACCUGAGUCCAGAACCUUCUUUUUUAAAUGUCUUUCUUCAGGGAACUGAGCUAAUUUUUUUUUUUUUCGUAAUGUUCUCUUGAAAAGCCUUUCUCUUGCAACUAUGAAUGAAAAUGUGCUGCCACAGAGCAGACUUGACUGAUACAGAAACACAUGGAGUUAGGAGUGGGAAGUCCGUGGAAAUGCAGCCAAGCCAGGGGUUUACUGGAAAAUUUCCAUUUCCAUCAAUAAGUACUCUUCUUUGGUCAGUUGUGAGCUUAAUUCACUUAACAUGGACUAAGUUUCUCAAUUUACUGUAUCUGUGUAACUUUUGUCAAUAGUGCUUAAAUGUAAUCCUGAACUCUUGACCUUAGUUUUGAAAUUUAUGUAGUUUCUUGUUGAACAUAUACUCUAAUGCAUAUGAAAACUAUUAAUUAACUGCCAAUAAUGUUUGAUAUUUUCAUCUUGCAUGGAUUAAUAACUGUUGUAGUCUAGAAUCUUCUGUUAUUCAUCACAUGAAAGCAAAUAUUCUGCAUUCAUCACAGAAUGGACAGGAAUCACAAUUACAGCAUCAUAAUAUUAUGUUGAAAGUACAAAAUACACUAAAAGUGUGUGCAUUCAGUUA
This is a messenger RNA of Jaculus jaculus (lesser Egyptian jerboa), 3106 nucleotides long. RefSeq names its product ADAM metallopeptidase domain 9 (gene Adam9). The transcript is spliced from 22 exons. Gene Ontology annotation, molecular function: integrin binding; metalloendopeptidase activity. Gene Ontology annotation, biological process: cell-cell adhesion mediated by integrin; membrane protein ectodomain proteolysis; transforming growth factor beta receptor signaling pathway. NCBI's taxonomy places the organism in Eukaryota, Metazoa, Chordata, Mammalia, Rodentia, Dipodidae. The record is from RefSeq and is a predicted model, not a curated record. Bases 52 to 2508 code for a protein of 818 amino acids. Gene Ontology annotation, cellular component: plasma membrane.